AUGACUUCAAAUGUUUUACCGGUCGGUGUGUUUGGUGUUAAACCAUUUGAUGGACAAAAUUUUGCAAAUUGGUUUUUUCGGAUAAAAUUGGUGUUGGAACAGAACGAAGUACUUUAUGUAAUUACAGAGAACCCUCCUGCAGAUGCCAAAGAGUUAAAAACUUUCAAAACCGCUGAUGUUAAGGCAAGGUCUAUUUUGAUUGGUUGCAUGUCUGAUAACAUCCUGAUUUUAAUAAAAGAUAAAACUUCAGCAAAAGAAAUCGUGGACCCUCUGUCAAAAACUUACGAGAAAACCGGAAUGAAGAGUGUUGUGAUGGCACAGAAAUCAUGGAGAAAAAUGGAAUAUAAGCUCGAGAAACCUCUUCAGGAAUUUCUUCAAGAAUUCGAGACUAGGGCAGCUGAACUAAGGAUGGCUGGUGGUAAGUUAGAAAGUGAAGAUGUCAUACAUCAGUUAUUGGGCGCCAUGCCACCCGAAUUUGAAUCAGUGGUUUCCGCUCUUGAUAUUUUAUGUGGCAGUAAACAGACUGAGAUAACUUUGGAUUACGUAAGAAAUACUCUUUUAGCUGAAGAAGAGAGAAUAUUGAAAAAGGAAGGGUCUCAGCCUCACAACGCAUUUUCUUCUAAUAGAAACCAAGGUAAUCCAUUCUCAAAAUCAAAAAACGUUUUCAUAUGUUAA
This is a messenger RNA of Pieris macdunnoughi, 675 nucleotides long. The record is from the annotation of a GenBank genome assembly. NCBI's taxonomy places the organism in Eukaryota, Metazoa, Arthropoda, Insecta, Lepidoptera, Pieridae.